ACAGCAACACAGUCAACUUAACCAUCACCUCGAAGUAACACAUCAUGACUUCCAACAUCAUUCUCCUUCCUCUUACUAACUGGGUCCAACAACAUCUUACUGCCAUCUUCCAAACCACCAAAGCAGCGGACUUUAACUCUGCUUUCGAUGCCUUCAUCGCGAAGGACGCGACUAUCACGGUCAACGGGCAGAAGCUCACUCGUGACCAGUACAAGCAGCAAAUCCAGGGCGAGAAAUUCGCUGAGGCUUCCGCUCAAGUGAAGUUUAUUGGUACCGUUGAGGUUCCUGAUAGCGAAGACCAGCGUGUUAUCGCUGGUAAGGUCGGGACCUUCUUCCAGGCCACUAUCGAUGAGAGGUUCUUGGUUCUCGGUGCCCCAGAGACCAGCACUGUCACUUCUUCAUUGAACCUGUCUAUUGCGCCAGACAAAACCUUGGAACCGCCUCACCUUCCUGGUAGGGGUGGAGCAUUCGAUCCAAGGCGAGUCAUGCAUCUCGACCAGGUCACUUUGGACAAGCCAGGAUCAGUUCACAUCCCUCUCCCCAAUCCGAACCCGAAUGCCCCGGGGAGCUCUGCUUGAAUGAAGUCUUUAUGGAAGAGCGAGAGCUUCUAUACCUUCGACCGAAGAAGAAUGAUUGGAUCGCUUUUCACUCUACUUGUACUAUUCCCACAAGGACAUGCAUAUGAUUUGUAAUAGUAUAUGAUCCUUUUAUUAACUUCGUUUUGCUCCUCUGUCGAACAGUACGUACCAGUAAGAGAUAUAAUUUUGUGCCACGAUGCGUUGUAAUGGCCAUGGUGAAAGCACUGAUUUCAGCCUGCCUUAGGGAUUCGAGGA
Molecule: messenger RNA, 833 nt
Organism: Somion occarium
Lineage: Eukaryota; Fungi; Basidiomycota; Agaricomycetes; Polyporales; Cerrenaceae
Source: the annotation of a GenBank genome assembly